Messenger RNA from Gastrolobium bilobum, 2475 nucleotides. RefSeq lists its product as uncharacterized. The record is from RefSeq and is a predicted model, not a curated record. NCBI's taxonomy places the organism in Eukaryota, Viridiplantae, Streptophyta, Magnoliopsida, Fabales, Fabaceae. The coding region runs from base 4 to 2475 and encodes 823 amino acids. The transcript has 6 exons.
AACAUGAGUUUUUUACCUCAAGAUAGGGUGUUCUUAUGGGCAAUACUACUACUUUUGGUGUCAAGCACAACAUGCUCAAUAGCUGCUUUUGUGAAGAAAGAAAACAAUAUCAAAUCAGCUGUUUUUCUAUCCCCCAAGUUUGAUCUAGGUCCAGGAUCAGUUGCCAAUAAAUAUUAUUAUGAUGUUGAGUUUCCAAGAGGUCAUAUAGCUCUCAAGAGUUUCAAUGCUGAAGUAGUUGAUGAAGCAGGGAACCCUAUACCUCUUUCAGAAACUUAUCUCCACCAUUGGCUUGUUGUAAGAUACCGUCAACCUAAAACUGUGACAAACAAUAGCCAAUCAGGUAUUGUUACCAUGAGAAACAGUGGCUUAUGCCAAGGUGAUCUUCUUGGACAGUAUUAUGGUCUUGGAUCUGAAACAAGAGGAACAGCUACAGAUAUUCCAGAUCCUUUUGGGAUAGAAAUAGGUAAUCCUUCAGAAAUUCCAUACGGAUAUGAAGAGAAAUGGUUUAUCAAUGUUCAUGCCAUUGAUACAAGGGGUGUACAAGAUAGGAUGGGGUGCACUGAGUGUAGGUGUGAUCUUUAUAAUGUUACAAAGGAUUCAAAUGGCAAGCCCUUGAGUUCAGAUUAUAAAGGAGGGUUGGAUUGUUGUCUUGAUAAUGGCCAAUGCAGGUUAAAGAAAGGCUUUCCAGGCCCAAAGCGAAGCCUCUACCUGAAAUACACAGUAAAGUGGAUAAAUUGGGACAACUUUGUGGUGCCUCUUAAGAUUUACAUAUUCGAUGUAACUGAUACUUUGAAGAUAUCAUCAAAUAAGUUGAAAGGAAUCAGUCGAGAGCACAAUUGCCAGGUUGAGUAUCAAGUUGAACCUUGCAGCAAGGGCCAUAAGGAUGGUAAGGGUUGCCUUAAUGUCAAGAGAACAAGCCUCCCAAUGCCAAGAGGAGGUUAUGUCAUCUAUGGUGUUGCUCAUCAACAUGCAGGUGCAACUGGAUCAACUCUUUACGGACAGGAUGGGAAGGUUAUAUGUUCUUCAAUAGCAAGAUAUGGAAAAGGAAAGGAAGCAGGAAAUGAGAAAGGCUAUGUUGUAGGAAUGUCCACAUGUUACCCUCCACCAGGUUCAAUCAAGAUAUUUGAUGGUGAAACUGUAACUCUAGACGUUGGCUACAACAACAGCAAAAGGCACGCUGGAGUAAUGGGGCUUUUCUACCUAUUGGUGGCGGAAAAGCUGCCACACCAACACAUCAACAUGAGUUUUUUACCUCAAGAUAGGGUGUUCUUAUGGGCAAUACUACUACUUUUGGUGUCAAGCACAACAUGCUCAUUAGCUGCUUUUGUGAAGAAAGAAAACAAUAUCAAAUCAGCUGUUUUUCUAUCCCCCAAGUUUGAUCUAGGUCCAGGAUCAGUUGCCAAUAAACUUUAUUAUGAUGUUGAGUUUCCAAGAGGUCAUAUAGCACUCAAGAGUUUCAAUGCUGAAGUAGUUGAUGAAGCAGGGAAUCCUAUACCUCUUUUAGAAACUUAUCUCCACCAUUGGGUUGUUAUAAGAUACCGUCAACCUAAAAAUGUGACAAACAAUAACCAAUCAGGUAUUGUUACCAUGAGAAACAGUGGCUUAUGCCAAGGUGGUGUUCUUGGACAGUAUUAUGGUCUUGGAUCUGAAACAAGAGGAACAGCAACAGAUAUUCCAGAUCCUUUUGGGAUAGAAAUAGGUAAUCCUUCAGAAAUUCCAUACGGGUAUGAAGAGAAAUGGUUUAUCAAUGUUCAUGUCAUUGAUACAAGGGGUGUACAAGAUAGGAUGGGGUGCAAUGAGUGUAGGUGUGAUCUUUAUAAUGUUACGAAGGAUUCAAAUGGCAAGCCCUUGAGUUCAGAUUAUAAAGGAGGGUUGGAUUGUUGUCCUGAUAAUGGCCAAUGCAGGUUAAUGAAAGGCUUUCAAGGCCCAAAGCGAAGCCUCUACCUGAAAUACACAGUAAAGUGGAUAAAUUGGGACAACUUUGUGGUGCCUCUUAAGAUUUACAUUUUCGAUGUGACUGAUACUUUGAAGAUAUCAUCAAAUAAGUUGAAAGGAAUCAGUCGAGAGCACAAUUGCCAGGUUGAGUAUCAAGUUGAACCUUGCAGCAAGGGCCAUAAGGAUGGUAGGGGUUGCCUUAAUGUCAAGAGAACAAGCCUCCCAAUGCCAAGUGGAGGUUAUGUCAUCUAUGGUGUUGCUCAUCAACAUGCAGGUGGAACUGGAUCAACUCUUUACGGACAGGAUGGGAGGGUUAUAUGUUCUUCAAUAGCAAGAUAUGGAAAUGGAAAGGAAGCAGGAAAUGAGAAAGGCUAUGUUGUAGGAAUGUCCACAUGUUACCCUCCACCAGGUUCAAUCAAGAUAUUUGAUGGUGAAACUUUAACUCUAGAUGUUGGCUACAGCAACAGCAAAAGGCACACUGGAGUAAUGGGGCUUUUCUACCUCUUGGUGGCAGAAAAGCUGCCACACCAACACUUCUAA